GUUACAUUAUGCCGUAUGUUUACGUGUUGCUAUGUUAUUUGGUUACUAAAUCUGAAUGUCUUUCGCAUGUACGUGUGUCGGUGUGUGUGUUGUGUGUUACUUAAUGGCGGAUGCAAACCCAUCAACUCAACCUCAACUACUGUAGCAGACUGUAGGGUUCCCUUCGUUGUAACCUAUUGACGAACGUUACAAAUAAAUUAAUCGUAGGCUUAUGUUGUAAUGUGUAUCAGCGUGCUGUCAAUGAUAAAAGACAAGAUAUCCCUGAGGAACAAAGUGACAUUAGAUCCCAACUAAAACCGUGUGAUCGUGGCGUGAGGGCUCCGCACAUGCACUUUGCCUCGGGCCCCGGGGGGACUAAGAACGGGCCUGAUAUCGCAGAUACCACUUCUCCUUUCCUCAAGGUCACAGACCCUUUUCCACGAAAGUAGCUGAUCUAUAAAUAGACUGUUCACGUGAUAAAGCUUCAAACUGCAAAAUGGCGAACGGGUGGCGGCUGCUAUUGCUUCUUGCGUGCAUUUCAGCAUUAUGUGAUGUAGUUUUGCUAAAAGGAAUCCUCUAUCCCCUAGAUUCUGAAAGUAGAACGGUCAAAACCUUGGAUGGCAUGUGGAAUUUCAGAGCAGAUGCAUCAUCGUCGCGAAACCAGAGUUUUGUGGAUCAGUGGUGGACAAAACCACUUGAGGCGACAGGACCUGUCCUCACUAUGCCAGUGCCAUCUAGCUACAAUGAUAUUACCACUGACAAAAACCUAAGAGAUUUUGUAGGUUGGGUAUGGUAUGACAGAGAAUUUUUUGUUCCUGCAAACUGGAUCAACCAACGCAUCAUCCUGAGAUUUGGGAGUGCUCAUUAUUAUGCCAUUGUGUGGGUGAAUGGACAGCAAGUUAUGACCCAUGAUGGAGGUCACCUUCCAUUUGAAGGUGCAAUAAAUGCAGUGGUGAACCUGAGUGGACCAAACCGUGUGACUGUGGCUGUAAACAACACUCUGUUGCCAACCACCCUUCCCCCUGGAUCCUUAAGUUUUCAACAUGAUGUUAAAAGGUAUCCUGUAGGCUACUUCACUCAGCAACUGCAGAUUGACUUUUUUAACUAUGCUGGCAUUCAUCGCCAUGUGCAUCUGUACACCACCCCACAGACAUACAUUGAUGACAUUACUAUUGUCACCAGCAUUAGUGGUGGAGAUGGGAUAGUGAAUUAUGAGAUCAUCACUGCUGGAGGUGCACCAGAAGCUGUUCAAGUGUCCAUAGUCAGCAAGGAGGGUCAGACUGUGGUGCAGCUGUACAACCAGCUUCAGGGCACUGUGACCAUUCCUAAUGUCCGUUUGUGGUGGCCCUACACCAGCAUGCCCAGUGAUCCUGGAUACAUGUACACACUAGUGGUCAAUGUCUCUGGGGACAUAUACCGACAACCUUUUGGGGUUCGAACAGUGGCUGUGACUGAUACGCAGCUGCUUAUCAAUGGACGCCCCUUCUAUUGCCUUGGAGUAGGCAAGCAUGAAGAUGCAGAUAUACGUGGCAGGGGGCUAGACUAUGCAUUAAUAGCACGGGACUUCAACAUGAUGAAAUGGCUGGGUGCUAACUGCUUCCGCACAUCUCACUACCCGUAUGCCGAGGAAAUCAUGGACCAGGCUGACCUGCAGGGAAUCGUUGUUAUUGAUGAGUCUCCAGGAGCAGGAAUGUCACAGGUUCAAAAUUUUGGUCCCAUUUCUCUGGCCCAUCACAAAGAUGUCAUGACAGAAUUGAUACAGCGUGACAAAAAUCGGCCAUCGGUCAUCAUUUGGUCAGUAGCAAAUGAACCUGCAUCAAAUCUCUCAGAAGCAGAAGCUUACUUCAGAGAUGUGAUUGCCCAUACAAGAGAUGUGGACAAAGCCAAAAGGCCUGUGACAUUUGUUACAGAUGCUGACUACCCCAAUGAUGUUGCAACACAGUUUGUUGAUAUUUUGUGUGUGAACCGCUACUACGGCUGGUAUACUGACACAGGCCAUACAGAGGUCAUACAGCUACAACUCAGUGCAGAUUUAGAGGGCUGGCGAUCUGUUCACCAGAAACCCAUCAUCAUUACUGAAUAUGGUGCUGGCACUGUGUCUGGCUUACAUGAGUAUCCUGAAUUCGUCUUCACAGAAGAGUACCAAAACACAUUUAUAUCUGAGUAUCAUAAGACUUUUGACAAGUACCGUACCCAGUUCUUGGUCGGGGAGAUGGUUUGGAGUUUUACAGACUUCAUGACACAACAGGAGGUCAGACGUGUGGUUGGAAACAAAAAAGGUGUGUUGACACGUCAACGUCAGCCAAAAGCUGCUGGUCAUUUGCUGCGAGCACGUUACCUCUCCUUGUCCAACAGCACUACUCUCUAUUUUCAGUCCCACUAGGUUUACUAGGUCUUUGCACAGGGUGCCAGUGUCUACUUUAAACUGUGAUUUCUCAACGCAUCAUGGGGAGUUAUUCUUCUUUUCUAGGCAUUAUUGUUAAUGACACUCUUUGCAUGACUAAGAAAUCUAAAAAAUUUAUUAUAAAGUCUUGUAUUUUUAUAACUUCAUUUUUAUUUUAUAUAAAACGAACUGAAAACAUUUGAGAGGUGGGUUAAAGCCAUGCACAUUCAUAUUGUGUGUAAGAGGCUGUCCCUUGUCAUAAAGGCCAAAACAUUUCUGCCAAUUACUCCGAUUUAGUUGAUCAUAUAAUUCCACUUCUUUAUUGCAGCUUAAAUUUGACAACGGACAUAAGAACUUGACAUUUUAUAUUUCCUAUAAUUUACCCCGGUACCCUUUUAUUCCAUCAGAUUAAAUAGGCCAAACUUCUGUUUUCUAGCAUGACUUAUUUUGCACAUACAAUUGACAUAGUUUUUAAAAACCAUUUUUGUGAUGCACUUUUGUUGUCUUAAGCUGGGUGAAGAUAUAUAGUUAAAUGCACCUUUCUAUACAUGCUUCCAUUAAAUUCACUUGUCAUAUAUUUUCCCAAGUCCCUUUUUUAUUCAGUAGGCACAAAUACAUGUCACGUAUUUUAUUUACGUGCAAGUUGGAACAAAACAUUACUCAUUUUUGUGGGAAACCACAAACUGCAAAAUUUUCUAAGAGAAUACUAGGUAUAUAUAAAGUUAAUAAGGAAGAAACCCUAAAUCCUUUUUACAAAAACUUUCCAAUACUUCCUAUUUAGAAAAUUUGACUCUCACUGUCAGAACUAAAACAAAUAAGAUUUUAAUUUCUGGGAUAAACAGUUGUUAUUUGACUCAUCUUUCAGAGAAUAUGAUUCUUAUGAAAAAAUCUUUUUAGAUUAUUUAAGGGCUUAAAAUUUUUAAAUGAUGCUUGUUGUUGUACAUGUUUGAGAUUUAUGACAUUCAGAAUAGCAGUUGCAAAUUUAGCCAAAGAUGAGUUUAUUUUUGUAUUGUUUUAAACAGAGAUGCCUAAUGCUUUGAUGAUUUGUUGCAACAUUUUGUACAAUUCUAAAGUACAUUUCCAAUGUUAUGAGGGUAUUAAUACAGAAGGUAAGUGCAAUUUCCAAACUUUUUUACUGCUGAGUCUUCAUUGCAUAUCAAUGGCAGUUAAUAAAAUUUAAAUUAUUAUCAGUCUGCCA
This is a messenger RNA of Pomacea canaliculata, 3560 nucleotides long. RefSeq names its product beta-glucuronidase-like. The record is from RefSeq and is a predicted model, not a curated record. The coding region runs from base 476 to 2362 and encodes 628 amino acids. Gene Ontology annotation, molecular function: carbohydrate binding; beta-glucuronidase activity. Gene Ontology annotation, biological process: glucuronoside catabolic process; carbohydrate metabolic process. Lineage: Eukaryota; Metazoa; Mollusca; Gastropoda; Architaenioglossa; Ampullariidae. The transcript is spliced from 12 exons.